Molecule: messenger RNA, 1376 nt
Organism: Nerophis lumbriciformis (worm pipefish)
Lineage: Eukaryota; Metazoa; Chordata; Actinopteri; Syngnathiformes; Syngnathidae
Source: RefSeq, a predicted model, not a curated record
CAGAGUUCUUCCUUGGUUCUUAGCCUCAGUAAAACACAACUUAGCAACAUUGCAAGUAAGGUCGCGUUCAUUUAAAGUCGACCGAGUUUUUUGGAGAAGAGAAAACACCCAACAGGAACACGACAACCACAACCAUGCGUCGAAGACGUAACAGAUUGACCCAGCCAGACGAAGUGUUCCUGUCCAACACGGACAAACAAGAGAUCCUCCUGGAGCUCCAAGCGGACACCCAGCCGUGGCAACACGAGGACGAAGCCGAGCUGUCCGAAGAAGACCUUCCGGCCGACGCCAUGGUAGCAUGGGAGCAGCUAAUGGCUAAGUUCACGGAAGCAGAGACCCGUUUCCUCCCCCACUCUCAAGCCACCCGGACGUCGUCCACCCCACCCGGUACGCGAAGGCUCGGGCAGCGGGGCAGCUCAGAGCAGGCGCAGAAGGGGUACCAGACGGACACUUUGCCCUCAACAAUGUCUGCCAGGCUCUUCCCGUGCGGCUUCUCCUCCCCUCAGUCACCACCUGCUGGCAACUGUCCAGAAAGGCGCCAGCGGCGCACACGCACAAGGCCAGAUUCCAGGCUUCCUAGAGCCCACCCGCCCGUGCCCUCUGCUCCCGCCGAACAAGCGCUCCCCCCACCAGCUCCAUCUAGCAUCUGGAAUCUGCUUCCUGAGGGGGGGGCCAGUGCUGGUAGCGUGUCAGCGGGACAAGCAGACCUCAUUCCACUGAGGAUGCUGCCUGCCUCUCCUCCAGCGGGGGCGCUGUCUGCUUCGGUCCUACUUCCUGCCCCAGUGCCACAAAGCAAGUUGGACCCGCCAGAGAAGUACAGUCCGGCUUGGGUGGAUGAGUGGUACCGCAAGGUACUUAUUGAACUGCAACUGGAGGAACAAUCCCAACCAGCAGAGAACACUCCGCCCACUCCUCUGGCUCCUCCCACGCCGACAGCCCGGACGCCUGCCACUCUGACGCCACCAUCAACCCUGGUGGUCCUGCAAACGUCAUCCUCUCCACCUCCUGCUCCAGCACUGCAAAGCACACAAGACCCCGCAGAGACCAACCCAGUAAAAAGGGCAUUGCACCAACAGGCCAAACAACUUGAACAACAAGAGGAACAGUUUGGCGUUCUUGGGGCUUGCGUCAACGCCAUGGCGGAACACCAAGACGCCCGCCUUGGUGCUUUGGAGAGACAGAUGGGAAGUAUACUCUCCGCACUGCAGGUGAUGAUUCCCCCUACGGCCAACCCAGCAGUCCAGCUGAGACAUCCACCACCCACAGAGACUCCGUUGCCUGAUUCGUCCUUGGCUCCGCCCACGCCGACAGACGAGCCAGCAGACAGCUUCUCCAUGAUGGUAUCCAGAAUUAGGCCAGAAAUCCCAAAAGUCUGA